AUGUCAACAUAUGAUUCCCCGGCUCCCACACCCUCAUCUCACCAGAACACAUUUGAUACGCGUCUAGCUUACAUCCAAGGAAGUACCUCAUCUCACCAUCAUCAUCAACAUAACGUAUCUACAUCCUCCUCUUCCACGCCUCUGAAUCGUGUACCUACUACACCUUCUCAUCCAGGUUGUGUACUGUGCAGCUUGGUAGCCUCUACAUCCGACCAGCUUCAAAAUCAAUCAUCAAAUUCACACAGUGCACAAACUGCUCUUUUACCGCCAGGUGAGAGGAGCUCUUCGCCCUCUCCUUUACUUGCCCGAAGGAGGUCAGGGACAAGUGUGAAUACCAAUGGGAAAGAGGCGGUGCAUCAAGAUAGUCAAGUGACUGUAUAUAAAGCUGAGGGGAAAGAGCGAUUAUGUUCGGAUGGGAAACAUCUCGUGGUGGUUGUUAAUAAACAUGUAGAGAAUGUUUAUGAAUUUGGUCCCUCAGAUGUCCCAUUGCUCAGUCACAUAAUCGACCUAUCACACCAACUCCUCUCGUCCACCGCCGGUCAAUCAAGUAGUACACCAAGUGAGGCCGAGAGGGGCAAAGGGAAGGGAAAAGAGAAUGAUGUGAGGGUAGGCUUUGUAGGUAGUGUCAUGAAGGACCCACAAAUACCCCAUGCCCAUCUUCACGCGCACGCUAUGGUCGGUCCUAUCGAUACGUCCCUGCCCGGAGCAACGUUCUGGAGGAGGAACGUGGUCUUUGGGCCAAUGAAUUGGUGGGGCAUCGAAGACUUAAGAGCGGAAAUUAGAGAGGAAUCAUCGAACAAUCGGGUGAAAUCUGGCUAUCAGCAUAGGGAUAGGGCUCCUAUUGAUAGAGUGCCAGAUGCUGGGUCAAUAGCCGGUCUACCAAACGCUCUCGACCCAUCCCACUACACCGAUCACUCACCACCCGGCUCGGCCAACAAGGCCGACGCCAUGUCUCGGACAUUAUCAGUGCGUUCAACUAGGGAGGGAGGUACUGGAUCUCCUACAAGCCCAGCCCAAGUCUAUGUAACUCCAUCAAAAGGGAAGGAACCAGAUAGGUCAGGUGGGAGUGAGUCAUCUCGUCGUUCCGAGGUAGGGGAAGGUGAAGGGGAAGAGGGAUACGUAGCUGUGGAUUUGGAUGAUCUGUCUACUGGAGAUGUGGGAGGGAAUGCCAGCGUUAGUAGGGUUGAGAGGGGAGGUAGGAUAUAG
Messenger RNA from Kwoniella mangroviensis CBS 8507, 1206 nucleotides. RefSeq lists its product as uncharacterized. The record is from RefSeq and is a predicted model, not a curated record. Lineage: Eukaryota; Fungi; Basidiomycota; Tremellomycetes; Tremellales; Cryptococcaceae. The coding region runs from base 1 to 1206 and encodes 401 amino acids. The transcript is spliced from 5 exons.